AUGAGAAAGAAAUGGAUUGACUUUGCUAUGAAAAAAUCAGAUGAGACAGGUAGAAAGGUCUUAACGUAUUUAAACAUGUUCGUUCCAAACAGUGGUGGAUUUUCCUUUACUAUAACACAGUUGUACGACGAGCUGUUUCACGUUUGCGUCACAACUGAACAAUAUUUAAAAAUCAAACGUGAAUUAGAAGAGGAGUUCGACCUAGAGUUACCAGUCGUUCGGGAACAGGGAUUGCUUUCUGGGGGAGCAAGGCAAGAAGAACGGGUUAGAAACAACACGGAAUUCUCGCGAUUACGUGAAGAAGAUUUGGUUGAAAUGAACAAACCGAUUAUCAAAAGAAAACACGAAGAAGCACAAGAUCACUUUGCCUUGGUGGAAAAUGCUUUCAGUAUACAGGAUCAAAAAGAUUUCUUGGCAUUUGAUAGCAAGGCGUACGAGCACGAUUACUCAAAAGUUCUUGAAAUCGGCUACGUCAUUGUUCGUUUCUCACGACAUGGCACAGAAGGUAAUCUUCCCAAGGCAAAAGUGAUUAAUCGGAAACAUCUGAUAAUUGAAGAGAAUCUUCACUUGAAGAACAAAGAUAAUGUUCCAGACAACGGAGAUGAAUUCAAGUUUGGUGUUUCGGAGACCUUGUCGCAGGAGGAUGCAGUGGAAAGGUUUUUAUUUGUAAAGACUGUCGCAUACAACCUGCUUACAACUUGAGUUGUACUGUGUAAAUCAAGCACACAACUCACCUACGUUGUGUAAGUACACAACUCGCCUACGUUGUGUAAGUUGUAAAUGUAAGCAGGUUGCAUGUGACAGUUUUAGGUACAAGUUGUGUAUUUUAAACAUGUAAAUGAAGAGCCAUACUGUUAAAAUGUUACCCUGCAGUAAUUUAUAAUUAUCAUCAUUUUCGUGUUCACGGAGACCUUCUGCAACGGUACUAUAGUGUCAACUUGUUGUUCAUGAUGACAUGAAGAUGAAAUCUUUUUAAUUAGGUUUCAACAGAUGUCUACCACUUUUCUAUUUUCUGAGGUUGAUUAUUAGUUCAUAUUAUUUCAUAUUUCAAAUUUAUACACUCGUUAAGACUGGUCUACACUAUCAAAGUUUCUGUGAUCCAGUAGGAAUUUUGCAUGUUAGGUAAAUUCUAAGUUUUGAAGGAUUUGUUUAACACCGAGCCAGUUCCCUCAAACACUUCUUACAAAUCCUUCAAUUAAAACUUAGAAUAGUGUAAACCACGCAUUAAUCUUCCCUUACUAUCAUGAUUAUCAUUACUAUUACGAUCCCUCAUGACUUAUUAUCACUAUUAUUACUAUUAUUUAAAGGUUUCGUGAAGGUGUUAGAGGAAGUGAUUACCUUCUUCAACAUUCAGUGAAACAUGACGAUGCUUACCUCAGAAAUAUAGGCGUCGAUUUGAGCGUCCGUGGUAAUGAAAUGUUCUACACUCAAGUCGUCCAAACCUACAAAGGAAGUUUGAUAGAAAGUGAGAAAUAUUUCAUGUGUAGCCUGUCCUUUCUGAUGGGAAAAUAUCUCGGCUAUCAAGAGCGUAAUCUACAAAAUGCUGCUGGUAGUAAAGCCAUCUACACGAUGAUGGCGUUUCUACGACAGAUGGGAUACAGUGCUGAGGAAGUCAAAACCAUCAUCGCAUCUUAA
Messenger RNA from Paramuricea clavata, 1635 nucleotides. The record is from the annotation of a GenBank genome assembly. NCBI's taxonomy places the organism in Eukaryota, Metazoa, Cnidaria, Anthozoa, Malacalcyonacea, Plexauridae.